Varanus komodoensis (Komodo dragon) is the source of this 345-nucleotide messenger RNA. RefSeq names its product protein phosphatase 1 regulatory inhibitor subunit 1C (gene PPP1R1C). Bases 1 to 330 code for a protein of 109 amino acids. Gene Ontology annotation, biological process: intracellular signal transduction. The transcript is spliced from 5 exons. The record is from RefSeq and is a predicted model, not a curated record. Gene Ontology annotation, cellular component: cytoplasm. Gene Ontology annotation, molecular function: protein phosphatase inhibitor activity. NCBI's taxonomy places the organism in Eukaryota, Metazoa, Chordata, Lepidosauria, Squamata, Varanidae.
AUGGAGCCUAACAGCCCGAAAAAGAUACAAUUUGCUGUCCCUUUAUUCCAAAGUCAAAUAGAUCCUGAAGCAGCUGAACAGAUCAGAAAACGAAGGCCCACACCAGCCUCAUUAGUAAUUAUGACAGAUUCUCCUCCUGAAAUAGAGGAGAAGAGAACGAACAACACCUCCCAAGAUGAAUCACAGAAUGCCUCCCCCAAACAGCGGAAGCAGAGUGUCUACACUCCUCCUGCCAUGAAAGGGAUUAAGCAUCUAAAAAAACAGAAGGACUCGGCAUUCCCAGAGGAGGAGGAAGGAGUCAGUGAAAGAGAUGAGAAGUGGAGCCCAUGACUGGUGCCAAACAUC